Molecule: messenger RNA, 1133 nt
Organism: Pseudopodoces humilis (Tibetan ground-tit)
Lineage: Eukaryota; Metazoa; Chordata; Aves; Passeriformes; Paridae
Gene: INIP
Product: INTS3 and NABP interacting protein
Biological process (GO): DNA repair
Cellular component (GO): nucleus; nucleoplasm; SOSS complex
Source: RefSeq, a predicted model, not a curated record
GUCACGAGCAGGGGGCGGAGGCCGCGCGGCCGCGCUGCGGGAAGGGCGAGCGCGGAAGAAGGAGCCGGAGCCCCGCGCCCUCGGGCAGGAUUCAGCGUUCCCAUCCCUCGGCUCCGCCUGGCUGAGCCAGAGCUCUUCACCACCGCACUUAAAGCCUGGCACCUUGAUGGAAACAGAUGUUGGUGGUGGUCCGAGGUGUUUGUGGGGGUUAAAAGAUUUGAACUCGAGCUGAAUAAAACAAGGGCUAAACAUUGAAGGAUGGCAGCAAAUCCUUCAGGACAAGGUUUCCAGAAUAAAAAUAGGGUUGCAAUCCUGGCAGAACUAGACAAGGAGAAGAGAAAGUUACUUAUGCAAAACCAGUCUUCCACAAAUCACCCUGGAGCCAGCAUUGCACUUGCAAGAUCACCUCUGAAUAAGGAUUUCCGUGAUCAUGCUGAGCAACAGCACAUUGCAGCACAGCAGAAGGCUGCACUGCAGCAUGCACAUGCACACUCCUCAGGAUACUUCAUAACUCAAGACUCUGCAUUUGGGAAUCUUAUUCUUCCUGUGUUACCUCGACUUGAGGCAGAAUGAAGAAUGUUGUUUGUCUCAGAAAUUCAAGAUCUGAUUUAUCCAUAGCUGUCUGACCUUUUAAUUUCUUUAUGUAUCUUAAAACCUACUUUUUUCUGGGUUUUUGCAAAUGCCAUACAGGAGUGUGAGCUCUAGUGAUGGGGAAGUAGUGUUGAAAAUUUUUUAUCCUGUAUUUCUGUUCCUCUGUCAGGUCAAAGUCAAAUGCAAGACUUUUCUUGGAGUUGAAGUACACGGGGUUUGCUCUUCCGUGUUUCAGUGCUUCCUUUAAAUAAAUGUCCAAACCAGAGUCACCAAGAGAUGCACAAUCUGUCAGCAUUUGUGUUUAUUAUGUAGAGGUAUGAUUUUUGUAGUGAAUAAUGAAAAUUAUUUCUGUCCAUCAAAACAGACACGAAUUUGUCUAAUGCAUCAGCCAGUCUUCCUCCCCACCCUCUCCUAUGCAGGAACAUUUCUAGUGUACUGUUUGCCAUUGUAGCAUCAUCUGGUCUCAAGUUCUUAGUUACAGUGUGCCUGCCUCUUACCUUGUUUUGUGAAAUACAAAAAUGUAUUAAAGUGGGGAAAAAAGC